Oncorhynchus tshawytscha (Chinook salmon) is the source of this 1879-nucleotide messenger RNA. RefSeq names its product acyl-CoA thioesterase 8 (gene acot8). Gene Ontology annotation, cellular component: peroxisomal matrix. The record is from RefSeq and is a predicted model, not a curated record. Gene Ontology annotation, molecular function: fatty acyl-CoA hydrolase activity. The transcript has 6 exons. Bases 78 to 1055 code for a protein of 325 amino acids. NCBI's taxonomy places the organism in Eukaryota, Metazoa, Chordata, Actinopteri, Salmoniformes, Salmonidae. Gene Ontology annotation, biological process: acyl-CoA metabolic process; fatty acid catabolic process.
GCGCAGUUACUCUAGUUUGCCAGCUGCUUGGAGAGUAGAGUACGAAUUCAACAAGAAGUAGAAAACAGCAGAGAAACAUGGCAGAGAAAGUGAGUGGUGAAAUGUCGGAAGACAGUUCGGACUCCGCUGCUGCGGUGUCGCAAGACCUUCGGAGUGUUCUGGUCACCAGCGUUCUGAACCUAGAGAAGCUGGAUAAAGAUCUGUACAGAGGGACUCACCACUGGGUACCCCGUACCCGUCGUCUGUUUGGGGGUCAGAUUAUUGGCCAGGCCCUGGUGGCUGCAGCAGAGUCCGUUGGGGAAAACGUCUUGGUUCACUCUCUCCACUGCUACUUUGUACGGGCAGGAGACCCCAAGGUGCCAGUGCUGUACCAGGUGGAGAGGACCAGGGACGGUCGUAGUUUCAGCGUGCGGUCAGUGAAGGCCAUCCAAUACGGUCAGCCCAUCCUCAUCUGCCAGGCCUCCUUCCACAGUAACCAGCCCUCUCCUCUGCAGCACCAGUUCACCAUGCCCUCUGUCCCCCCUCCUGAAGACCUGCUGACGGGGGAGGAACUCAUACAGCUCUACCUCAGUAAGCCAGACUUGGCUGAGAAAGCCAAACAGGGCCUGAACAAGCUGCUAGCUGACGAGGUUCCCAUAGAGAUUAAACCUGUCAAUCCUCCAGACUUCUACCGCUGCGUUGCCAUGGAACCCAAGAAGCUGUACUGGGUGCGCGCUAAAGGCCACAUCGGUAAAGGUGAUAUGAAGCUCCACUGCUGUGUGGCAGCCUAUGUGUCAGACUAUUCGUUCUUGGACACUGCUCUCCUGCCCUACCCCGGGCAGCGCGCCACUUUCUUAGCCUCUCUGGAUCACGCCAUGUGGUUCCACAACACCUUCAGGGCAGACGAAUGGAUGCUCUACGAGACUGAGAGCUCUUGGACUGGGGGCAGCAGAGGGCUGGUUCAGGGACGUCUGUGGAGGAGAGACGGGGUGCUGGCUGCCAGCUGUGCCCAGGAGGGGGUACUCAGGGUCAAGGCCUUGACGACCAGCGCCGUGACGAACGAGAGCAAGCUAUAACCAUGACAACCUUUUAAAUGGCUGAUGAAGCCAUGUAGAGUCAGGAGACUGGCUGAGUUUACACAGGCAGCCCAAAUAUGAUCUCUUUUCCGCCAAUUGUUUUUUUGACCAAUCACAUCAGAUCUCUUCACAUAUAUUUGUCAGAGCUAAUAUAAUUGGUCAAAAGACUAGUGAAUUAGUGAAAACAAGUCUAAAUAGAGACACCCUGCUGACAAACGGCUGGUGGCCAUGGUGUGUUAGUGAUCACCUGCUGGGUGUUGAUGAACGGUUCAACCUCAUCCCCAGCCUUCAACUUCAGCCUCCAUCCCCCGCCUCCAUCCCCAGCCUUCAUCCCCAGCCUUCAACUUCAGCCUCCAUCCCCAGCCUCCAUCCCCAGCCUUCAAUUUCAGCCUACAUCCCCAGCCUCCACCCCCUUCUGCAUCUACAAUCUACUGAACCAUGUGGUGAUGAUUAUAAUGAGUUGAUUCUGACUGAAUAGAUUUUCUGAUCAAGAUAAAGAUUUCCAUAUAUAUGAACUAUUUUAUAUUUAAUUAUUUAACCUUUUUAAAUGAUUUGAUAAUUGUUGUUUCCAUUUGUUGUGUCCAUUGUGGUUCCAUAAGCUUCCCUAAUUAAUUGUUCAUAUUUCAAUAAUGUCUAUCUUUCCAGGAAUGUACAGGAAAUGUACAGUCAGGUCCAGUAAUUAUUGACAUCCUUGAUAAAGACGAGCAACAAAGACUGUAUAAAAUAAAUCAUUGAAAUAUUGAGCUAUAUUGUAUGCAAAAAAUGUAAUUUGUUAUUUUAUCCUAGAAAUUUUGUUUAACAAGUAAUAAAAAAUCUCAAAAAGA